CACCAUUUCCUUUUGUUCACCAGUCACCCGCUUACCACGCCUCUCCUUCUACUGUCCCUAUCUCGCCACAAAUUUCUUACUUUUGUUCUCUUUAUUUCCAGAAUUUUCUCGUAAAAUAAAAUCUUCAUUUUAUUUCUCAAAACCAGAAAUCUAAAGCAUUUUCGAAAAUCUUUCAACGUUCUAUCGCUUUUGUUUUAUUUCUCUCCCAUCAAAAGCAAAAAAUUUUGAAGCUGAAAAAAAAAAAAGAAAAAGAAAAUUGCGGCAAUAUUUUGCAAGAUUGGUGGGAGAGUCGAAGAUUCACGUGGGAAAAUUUCGAAACGGUGGAACUUUGGAUUCUCUUUUUGUUUUUUCCCCUAAGCUUUCUCUUCAAAUUCGCUUGCUUCUUGAAAUUGCUUGUUGUUUUUAUUCGAUAAUACCACAAAUUAUUUGCAAAAAAAAAAAAAAAAAACGUUGAAAGGAGCUGAAAUACGAUUACACGAAUGCUUUGUUGAUGCCUGCUGUUGAUUCUCCAAAACGAUUCCAGUUCUUAAGGAUUAUGAGAACUGAAAGUUUUUGAAUGGACAGUUCCGAGACAUAACUUUUCGAAGAUAUGCAGUGUUGAAGGAAAAUCUAAAUCCAAAGCUCUGGACUAUCUCCGCAUUCCAUUAGAAUCAAUUGGUUGUUCUGUAAAUUGUGAUAAAACAAAGAGAUCAAUAUGGUGUCACCGCAGUUAGCUGUUGUCUUUUCCAAGUUGCAAACGCUGUCAACUUCAGACCAUGCGUCUGUGGUCUCUAUGAACUUAUUUGUCGCGCUUCUUUGUGCUUGUAUUGUUAUCGGUCAUCUUUUGGAGGAGAAUCGAUGGAUGAAUGAGUCAAUUACUGCCCUUGUCAUUGGUGUAUGUACUGGGGUCAUUAUUUUGUUGACGAGUGGGGGAAAAAGCUCACAUCUUUUAGUCUUCAGUGAAGACCUUUUUUUUAUUUAUCUUCUGCCCCCUAUUAUAUUCAAUGCUGGGUUUCAGGUGAAAAAGAAGCAAUUUUUCCGUAACUUUAUCACCAUUGUGCUGUUUGGGGCUGUUGGUACAUUAAUAUCUUGUACAAUUAUAUCUUUAGGUGUUAUUCAGUUCUUUAAGGAAAUGGACAUUGGCUCAUUGGAUAUUGCAGAUUUUCUAGCAAUUGGUGCAAUCUUUGCUGCAACAGAUUCUGUUUGCACACUGCAGGUGCUUAAUCAGGAUGAGACUCCACUACUCUACAGUCUGGUUUUUGGAGAGGGUGUUGUAAAUGAUGCAACAUCAGUGGUGCUUUUCAAUGCAAUCCAGAGUUUUGACCUCACUAAUAUCAACCCCAGAAUUGCUUUGGAGUUUAUUGGCAACUUUUUGUAUUUAUUUUUAUCAAGCACUAUGCUGGGAGUGGUUGUUGGGCUGGUAAGUGCUUACAUCAUCAAAAAGUUGUACUUUGGCAGGCACUCAACAGAUCGUGAGUUUGCUCUUAUGAUGCUUAUGGCAUACCUUUCAUAUAUCAUGGCUGAACUGUUCUAUUUGAGCGGCAUUCUCACGGUGUUCUUUUGUGGGAUUGUAAUGUCACAUUAUACCUGGCACAAUGUUACUGAGAGUUCAAGAGUAACUACCAAGCAUGCUUUUGCUACCUUGUCAUUUGUUGCUGAGAUUUUUAUCUUUCUUUAUGUUGGCAUGGAUGCCUUGGACAUUGAGAAGUGGAGAUUUGUAAAUGAUAGCCCUGGAACAUCAGUAGCUGUCAGUUCUGUACUGCUAGCUCUGGUUAUGGCUGGACGAGCAGCUUUUGUGUUUCCCCUGUCAUUUUUAUCCAACUUAGCGAAGAAAUCAGCUGGUGAAAAAAUCAGCUUUAGGGAACAAAUUAUAAUAUGGUGGGCUGGUCUCAUGAGAGGUGCUGUGUCUAUGGCACUUGCAUAUAAUCAGUUUACAAGGGCAGGGCACACUCAAUUGCGAGGGAAUGCAAUUAUGAUUACAAGCACUAUAACCGUUGUUCUGUUCAGCACUGUGGUUUUUGGUAUAAUGACUAAACCUCUAAUAAGGUUCUUGCUGCCACAUCCCAAAGUAACAUCCAGCAUGCUCUCAGACCCAUCUACUCCAAAAUCGAUUACGGUGCCAUUUCUUGGAAGUGGCCAGGACUCCUUUGAAGAUAGUCUAGGCGGAAUUCAGCGGCCAGGCAGCAUCCGUGCACUCCUUACAACUCCAACGCACACUGUUCAUCACUACUGGCGCAAGUUUGAUGAUGCAUUCAUGCGCCCCAUGUUUGGUGGCCGGGGUUUCGUGCCCUUUUUUCCUGGCUCCCCUACAGAAAGGAAUGAACACAAUCCACCUCAAUGGCAAUGAGAUGGCUGAACAAGAUGUACAAAAACAUAUAUAUGUACUAUGCAUCGGAGUUGGUCACAAAAACAUGAACAUCUUGUGAAAAUUUUGAGACAAAUUUUCAGCAAGACUGGAGAGAAGCCAGCGCAGUAAGUUCUGUUAUUACCUCUGAUAUGUAUAUAUCAUGUAAAGGUUCCUCUUUAUUCCUCCGACAACCAUGUUGACAUCCUAAUGUACUCUUCUGUUGAUAUUUGAGAGUUUAAAAUGUAAUUUUUAAGAUUUGCAUCGCCUUUUGGUAGGCUUGCCCUUUUAUUUUGCAUCUGCAUGUAUGAAUUAUCUCACACGUUGAGAAGUUCAUUUGGUAUAUUAAAGUCAAAAGUGUGAUGGAAGUACAAGGUAGUCUUUUAUUAAAUUCUCUUUUUCGCAAA
Durio zibethinus is the source of this 2730-nucleotide messenger RNA. Its product is annotated as sodium/hydrogen exchanger 2-like. Gene Ontology annotation, biological process: proton transmembrane transport; sodium ion import across plasma membrane; regulation of stomatal closure. The record is from RefSeq and is a predicted model, not a curated record. Gene Ontology annotation, cellular component: plasma membrane. Gene Ontology annotation, molecular function: sodium:proton antiporter activity; potassium:proton antiporter activity. Lineage: Eukaryota; Viridiplantae; Streptophyta; Magnoliopsida; Malvales; Malvaceae.